Molecule: messenger RNA, 2574 nt
Organism: Cryptotermes secundus
Lineage: Eukaryota; Metazoa; Arthropoda; Insecta; Blattodea; Kalotermitidae
Gene: mRpL16
Product: 39S ribosomal protein L16, mitochondrial
Exons: 6
Coding region: 254-982 (242 amino acids)
Biological process (GO): mitochondrial translation
Cellular component (GO): ribosome; mitochondrial large ribosomal subunit
Molecular function (GO): structural constituent of ribosome; rRNA binding
Source: RefSeq, a predicted model, not a curated record
GCGCAUAGGUGUACGACGUGUACGAAAUGAGCCAACGAGCCCAACGAAGCUACCUUCCGUGUCUCCGUGUCGUAACCGUCGUAACCGUCGUAAGGGUCGUAACUAACAAAGCAAGCGGAAGAAUUAAUUUGUGAGGAACAUAAAGUAUACGAGAACGAUAUAUUUUGUUUGGGGUUGCAGUGAAGUGAUAUUCGUAGAUUAUUUUUAACAGCUAAUCCUUCGUAUACAAUUUUGCAUAAUCAGCUAACUUACAAUGCAGUGUUGCUGUUCACGGGUAUUCGGGAAACUUAUACGUUAUGGUGCUACGCCAAAUACCGUGCAAGUGGCAGGAGUGAAGUAUUUUCCAGUGCCACAGACGUACGAUCAUAUUGAAUUUCCUGAGAAAACUAAACUCAGAUUUAUGGAUAAAGUACCGCAGAUGCAGGGAAAUAUUCGACCUCCAAAGAUGAUAAAGAACCUAAAGUUCAUGCGUGGACCAGAAGAGGUUCACAAUUUUCUUCUUCAUCAGCAGUUUGGAAUAAUUGCAUUAACUGGAGGUCGUAUGAAGUGGGGUCAUUUUGAAAUGGUUCGCCUUGGAAUUUUGCGAAAAAUGGAUCAAAAUCGUAUGUUUGCUGUAUGGAGAAUUGAUGGACCCUGGCAACCAGUUACAAAAAAGGGCCAGGGUCAGCGUAUGGGUGGUGGCAAAGGACCUAUUGAUCAUUAUGUGACACCAGUCAAAGCUGGAAGGGUCAUUCUAGAGUUGGGUGGAAGAUGUGAAUUCAUAGAAGUGAAACCCAUUCUUGAGUUGGUGGCACAUAAACUGCCAUUCGCAGCUAAGGUGGUGAAUCAGCAGAUGAUGGAAGAAAUGGCCAAAGAGGAAGAGAGAUCAGAAAAAGAGAAUUUAAAUCGUUACACUUACAAAUAUGUUGUACAAAACAAUUUAGGAGGCUGUCAUAAUUGGAUGUCACCAUAUGACAAACAGUGGUUUGGUAAAUAUAUAUAAUAACUUGGAUCAUUUAUUUGUUUGGGGUGAUCUGAGAUGGAGAAUGUUCUGAUAGAAUUGGGUACUUUGAAUGAGCGGGUGGAGACAUCGCUAGGAACAUCACUUGUGAACACUUGAAAUGGAUCCCUAGAAUCCAUUGUGGCUUAAAUUCUCAGGCUUUACAUUAAGGUGUCAACUUGAGAUGAAAAUUCUGUAAUGUUACAGAAAAGGGAGUUCAGUAAAACAACUGGUCAAAAUGAAAUAAGAACCAGCACAUGUCUGUAAGGAAGAUAUGCUUCACUGAAUCACAUAAUGAUGCCAGGAACUACUUUGUUAAGUACAUUACUAUGUAAACAUUGGGUAUUGUUUAAUUUUUUUCCUGAAAAGUGAUGUUUGGAGACUAACCCUCAUUGCCAUAAUACCACAGAAUUGGCAGUCAACCUGUAUCCAGAAAUUCUUCAUUAUCUCUAGGUUCAUUACAUUUUUACCAAGUUGAUCAUUAGGUGAGAAUACACAAGGGCUAAGAGAUUGUUAGCGAGCUGUAAAUUCAGUUCAGUCAUAUAUGACACAAUUAAAUGUAUUCAUAUACAUGUGUGUGUGAGGGCGUGCGCAAGAAAUUAAUAAAACAGAAAGGUAGAGACUUUUUUUGAUGACUCGUUACAGUAUAGAUAGUCUUUGAUGUCUAAUAAAUCUAGCAAAAAUGUUUAAGGAUAAAAUUAAGAGGUUAAGUUUUUGUACUGUGCUUGUAUAUAGCAUAUCCCACUUCUGAGAGUUUUCUUCAUGUGUGAUGUAGCAUUUUUUGGUCAACCUGUAUUUAUUUAUUUUAGUUAUGUUGUAGAUUGCCCCAAAACUCCAAUAAAAGCUGAUAUGAAGACAAGCAACAAAGUAUGAGUAUUAGGGGUGAGCCACAAAAACUGGCCCUAGCACUGCGACCUUCCAUGAUCUAUUGUGCUUCCCCUUUGGAUUAACCCUUUAUUAAUCCUACACUUCAAAGGAAAUGUAGGAAUUUAUUUAUGGGGGUGUUAUAAAAGUAACUUGGUUCCGUGAAGAAUUGACCCAGGUGGCGAUAUCUUAGGUAAGCUACAGACUCACAAUCACAUAAGAUGUGUGUGGCUGAUUCAUCUUCUUGUAGGCGCCUUUCACAAUUUGGGUCGUCUGUGAGCCCCAGUUUGAAAAGGUGCUCUUUUAGGUGGCAGUGUCCAGUAAGUAAUCCUACCACCCAUCAACAACAAAGUAACUGAAACAUAAUUUAAAUUUUAAUUUCAUUUCGAACUUUCUAAAAAUCUGUUGCCUUUUGUGUAUUUUCAUCUCACUGUGACCAUCUCUUUGAAGCAUUGAAGGAACCAAGAGAAAGUGAAUAUUGUAAAGAUAGUACAUUGUGUAAUGGUAGAAACUUCUAAUUAUUAGUGAAAUCACAAAGGGGAUGCAACACGACAAAAGUGAUGAGAGACAUUUUGUUGGUUGUAGUCUGAAGAUUCUUGUAUUAUAGCUUUCAUAAUUACUGAUCUCAAGGAAUGUGUAUCUUUGUGUCACUGGAUCCAUCAGCAUGCUCUGCCUGGAUGCAUUGUAAAAGAUAAUGGUGGUAAUAAUAAAACUUCUCAUUUAAUUUGUCA